AUGGGUUCUGAGAUAACGUCCGAAAAAUCCACCGUAGCAAGAAGAUGUGAACUGUGUACACUUAUCUGGCAGGAACUUGGUGGUGCACGAAAUUCGGAGGCACCUGAUCAUGCCAGAGUGAAUAAUCUUUCGGAUGGCAGAAAUACAAUCACAAACCCAAAAAUAACGACCGAGAUCUCCCAAAUCAUUCGAGAGGAACUUUGUCGGUUUUGUGAGAACACGACGAUUCGGGGUCUACCACGUAUUGUACGCGCCCAUAGUCGAUCGCUUCGUCUGCUAUGGUCAGCACUGGUGACAAUAUUGAUGCUUGGUUGCACCACAUGUUUGCUUUUCCUUGGUCGCCAAUAUCUGGAAUACAAUGUCAUUCAUCCACCUCGAGUGUUGCGCCAUACUUCCAGUCCGUUUCCGGCUGUUACGGUUUGCAAUCUCAGGCCCAUCUCACCCGAUGGAGUAAGGCAGUUUGGUAUGGAUUUAGCGCGUUUCACGCAACAUUUUUAUUACAAUGCUGGGCGAAAAGAAGAUUAUAAAAUGGCAAGCGCUGCCAUUUCAUUUGCUGGUUUCUUGGAAAGUUUGCCAAACGACGAGGAACGAAGGAAACUGGGCUACUUGCAUGAGAAGUUGAUAAUAAAGUGCCAGCCCCUGUGGACAGAUGAUGUGAGGCGUCUUCAGGUUUUCGACCACCGAUGCCUCAGAAGCGUGGCUGGUUUUGGAUGGCGUCAGCGUGUUAGUAACACGGUGAUUAGAAAACGGGUACUUGGUUGUGCAGCAGAUAUUUCACUCGGGGAAAACAUCCAACACCAGCGACUACGCUGGCUCGGUCAUGUGCUAUGCAUGCCGAAACACCGUCUACCAAGACGAGUGUUGUUCUCCAUGCCUCCUUUAGGAUGGUGCAAACCGCGAGGUGGACAACGCAUGACUUGGCAGAGGAUGGAUGUCAGCACGCGCACUGAAAUACUGAAACCCAAUUAUUCUCUUGAUGAAAGCGCCACCGCUGCACUUCGUGGGUACAAAACCAAACAUGGUCUCAUCAAAAAUCAAUUCACCGUGUCGACCAUUACACGACUGAUUGCGAAAUUUGAGUCCGUUGGAUUUGAUUUUCCUGGCAAAGGGAGAAAGUCUCUGAGUGAUGGAAGAGCGCCCAUUCUACAGAAUCCCGUUGAGCAACUUCAGUCCCAGAGCACCAUGGCAUCUUCGUCAAUAAUUCAGGUGUCUCAGUUGACUGGCAUUCCCCGCGCCAGCGUGCAUCGUGUUAUGAAACGCCACCUUGGUGGAGUUAAGAACAAGAAUUGA
This is a messenger RNA of Opisthorchis viverrini, 1290 nucleotides long. RefSeq lists its product as hypothetical. The transcript has 4 exons. Gene Ontology annotation, biological process: sodium ion transmembrane transport. The record is from RefSeq and is a predicted model, not a curated record. The coding region runs from base 1 to 1290 and encodes 429 amino acids. Gene Ontology annotation, cellular component: membrane. Gene Ontology annotation, molecular function: ligand-gated sodium channel activity. NCBI's taxonomy places the organism in Eukaryota, Metazoa, Platyhelminthes, Trematoda, Opisthorchiida, Opisthorchiidae.